Coniosporium apollinis CBS 100218 is the source of this 2259-nucleotide messenger RNA. RefSeq names its product ATP-binding cassette, sub-family F, member 3. Bases 1 to 2259 code for a protein of 752 amino acids. Gene Ontology annotation, molecular function: ATP hydrolysis activity; ATP binding. The record is from RefSeq and is a predicted model, not a curated record. The transcript is spliced from 6 exons. NCBI's taxonomy places the organism in Eukaryota, Fungi, Ascomycota, Dothideomycetes.
AUGGAGGCAGAGAUCAGAGCUCAGAUAAACAUCGACCCGGUUGUGUCGGACUAUGCAGUGGGCUAUUUGAACCACGCAGCAAACUCCUUCACCGACACAGACCCCAACGGCCCUUCGCCGCUAGAGGAGGCUGCCGCAGCCGUCACCGCGCUGUUGCUAUCGGCAUCAGGUGACUUGUCAAGCCAGAAUGAGACGACGAUCCACAAUCUGGUGGAGAAGUUCAUCUCGCAACUCAGUGCGGCAAAUGGCGUCGACGGCGAGCGGCGGCAAAUGGCGCCCUCAGCACGCAAGCUGGAUCAAACCAUACACGUUGGCUCGCAGCGGAAUAUCUCGUCGACGUUGGGACUCACCGGCGGGAACGUGGACCUCGAGUCUGCAAAUGCCAGAAAGGUCGAAUCCAGGGUAGACCGUAAGAAGCUCGAGAAGGCGGAGCGGAAACUGCGAGCCAAACAAGACCGCAAGGAAUUCAAGAAUGUCGAAUACGAAGCAUCCAGGCUUCUUAACCAGCCCGAUGAGACGCAGUCCUACGAGGAGUUCUUCAUGGCUGUUAAUCCGCUACAGUUGGGUUCAGACCAGAGUACUAAGAGCAAGGACAUCAAGGUUGAUAGCAUCGAUGUUGCCAUCGGCGGAAAACGUAUUCUGAGCGACACCACUUUGACACUUGCAUUCGGCCGCAGAUACGGUCUCGUAGGCCAGAACGGUAUAGGCAAGUCGACAUUACUUCGCGCGCUCAGCCGCAGAGAGGUUGCGAUCCCAACGCACAUUUCCAUUCUCCACGUAGAACAAGAGAUUACUGGAGACGAUACGCCUGCCCUGCAAGCCGUUUUGGAUGCUGAUGUCUGGCGAAAGCAUCUACUUAAGGAACAGGAUAAAAUUGCGAGAGAGCUUGCAGACCUCGAGGCGGAGCGAGCGUCUAUGGCAGAUACCUCUGCAGAUGCCGUCAAACUCGACAAGCACCGCGAAGGGCUGGACGCCACGUUGAGUGACAUCCAUGCGAAGCUGUCAGAAAUGGAAUCAGACAGGGCCGAAUCUCGAGCUGCUACCAUCCUCGCUGGCCUCGGCUUUUCCCCUGAGCGGCAGCAGUUCGCCACCAAGACCUUCUCUGGAGGCUGGAGGAUGAGAUUGGCCCUUGCACGUGCUUUGUUCUGCGAGCCUGAUCUUUUGCUACUGGACGAACCGUCAAACAUGUUGGACGUCCCGUCCAUUACCUUCCUCUCAAACUAUUUACAGGGCUACCCCAGCACACUUUUGGUUGUCUCUCACGACAGAGCUUUCUUGAACGAAGUCGCGACAGACAUCAUCCAUCAACACUCAGAGCGGCUUGACUACUAUAAGGGAGCUAACUUCGCAGAUUCUUUCUACGCCACAAAGGAGGAGCGCCGGAAAACCGCAAAGCGAGAGUAUGAGAACCAAAUGGUCCAGAGGGCUCAUCUUCAAAGCUUCAUCGAUAAGUUCCGCUACAACGCUGCAAAGUCAUCAGAAGCCCAGUCGCGUAUCAAAAAACUGGAAAAGAUGCCUGUUCUCGAAGCGCCAGAGAGCGAGUACAUUGUGCACUUCAAGUUUCCACCAGUCGAAAAGCUUUCCCCGCCAAUCAUCCAGAUGAGUGGCGUCACGUUUGGCUACACGAAGGACAACCUGCUUCUACGAAACGUCGAUCUUGAUGUGCAGCUCGACUCGCGGAUCGGCAUCGUUGGUCCCAACGGUGCUGGUAAGACCACGGCACUGAAGCUGCUCAUCGGUGCCCUGGAGCCAACUUCGGGUCUGAUCUCGCAAAAUCCGCGUCUGAGGAUCGGCUUCUUUGCACAGCAUCACGUCGAUGCGCUUGACAUGUCUGCAAGCGCCGUUGGUUUCAUGGCUGCGAAGUUCCCCGGCAAGUCUGACGAGGAGUACCGCCGUCAUCUGGGUGCGUUCGGCAUCACGGGAAUGACGGGCUUGCAGAAGAUGGCUCUGCUCUCUGGAGGACAGAAGUCGCGUGUGGCGUUUGCGUGCCUGUCGCUGACGAACCCGCACAUCCUUGUGCUCGACGAGCCGUCUAAUCACUUGGAUAUCGAAGCGAUGGAUGCGUUGUCGGAGGCACUGCAGAAGUUCGAGGGCGGCGUGCUGAUGGUCAGCCACGACGUCACGAUGCUGCAGAACGUUUGCACGAGUCUGUGGGUGUGCGACCAUGGCACGAUUGAGCACUUUGACGGGACGGUUAAGGAUUAUAAGAAGAGAAUUAUGGCGCAGGCCAACGCUGCGGGGGUUGUUCAGGCUCAAUAG